Messenger RNA from Rhipicephalus sanguineus (brown dog tick), 881 nucleotides. RefSeq lists its product as uncharacterized. The transcript is spliced from 2 exons. Bases 81 to 791 code for a protein of 236 amino acids. The record is from RefSeq and is a predicted model, not a curated record. NCBI's taxonomy places the organism in Eukaryota, Metazoa, Arthropoda, Arachnida, Ixodida, Ixodidae.
UUCAUGCCUUGUCCGAAGUCGUGGUGUACGGCUUUAUCCAAAUAGACAAAAAGGACUGCAUCAACCAUGUCCACAAGCGAAUGGGUGCAGCUUUACGGAACAUUGUGGACAAAAAGAAGGCUCAGGGUGAGUCUCUUGGGGGUAGAGGAAAGCUCACACAAGAGAAGAUCAAGAAGAUCGCGAAUUACUACGGAUAUGCCCUGAGGAGCAAUAUCAAUGCCAUGCCAGCUAUGAAGAGGGCAGUCGAAGCUACACUGCUGCACAUGACAUCGACAGAUGAUGCACCAAAGCACUCAAAUUGCCCCGAGGGUGCUAGCUCUUGGUGCAAGUACAAUAGAGCCUUGGCCAAUGGGGAGAGUCCACCUUCACACAAGAAUGCCCUGCCGGCUUGUGUUAGGGCUGCUCUGGAGCCAGUCUUUGCGAGGCUCAGUGAUGAGAGCCUGCUGGCACGGUGCUGUGAAGGGAAGACCCAGAACGCGAGUGAGAGUCUUCAUUCAGUCAUCUGGACCCAAACUUCAAAGAAUGGGAACGCUUCGCUGGAAAGUGUGAAGCGAGCUGCCGCUGAGGCUGUUGCCGUCUACAACCAAGGAAGAAAGGCAACCAACGAGUCCAUUGCUGCAAGUUUGGGCUAUGUUGCUGGGGAUUGCCUUGUUCGACGAAGCCUAGAAAAAGACUCUCUGCGUUUACGCAAGGCAAAUGCAACUCAUCUGAAGAGCACCAACACAAAAAAGACUCUUGCAAGGCGACACAAAACGGGUGCAACUGAAGAUUACAGUCCUGGACUACUUUGAAGUUGUAGAAAUGCUACAAGCGACGAGUGCCCCGCAGCCUCGAGGAACACGGACUUGCAAAAGUGCCCCGCAUCCCCAGACAGCACAACA